AUGAAUGAGGUGGAUGCGUUGGCUGUGGAGUCGCGGAAGGCGCUGGAGUGCUGCACCAAUGCGACCCAGCGGGUGGGGAUCAACAACGUGUGCGUGGCACUGCAACAAUUAGAGCAGAAGAUUCGCUCCGAGACAAAACAUGGUCUCGCGGCGGCAAUCGCGUCACGUGUUUCGGCCGCCGGUGACAGUAGUCAUGUCACUACUAAUAAUAAUAACAAUAGCAGCAACAGCAGCAGCAACGGUCUUGGUAGUAAUGGUAGGGACACGCACAGUAACAGCAUCGAUCGCACCGCGGUGGUUGCACCCGCCGUGGCCUCGUCCACAUUGGAGGCGGCGCCUCCGGCAGUCGUAACGCUCACUUCUGAGCUAGAGGGCCAACUGAAGGCGUUGCAGAGCAGCCACGCCCAAAAGGAGGAGGAAUGGCGGCGUGUGGUGCAAGAAAAAGAUGACACCUUACGUCAGUUGGAGGAGCGGCUCCGUUACGCCCACGUCGGUGUUGGUGAGGAGAUUGCCACCCUCACCAAGUCGCUCAAUAUGCACAAAAAGGAUCGUCGUGCGCUGCAGACUAUCAUGGAGCAACGUGUGAAGGUGAAGGUUGACGCCAUAUGCGAGUUGGUCGCCGCGGGGUCGCAGCUGCCGCCGCAGGAGCUGAGUCGCCUCAGCAGCGAGGCGCGGACACUGCAAAAUUUGGUGAAUGCUUCCAUCAAGGCGAUGGAGUCGUGA
This is a messenger RNA of Trypanosoma conorhini, 723 nucleotides long. Its product is annotated as Unc104-like kinesin. The transcript has a single exon. The coding region runs from base 1 to 723 and encodes 240 amino acids. Lineage: Eukaryota; Euglenozoa; Kinetoplastea; Trypanosomatida; Trypanosomatidae. The record is from RefSeq and is a predicted model, not a curated record.